Molecule: messenger RNA, 1746 nt
Organism: Monosiga brevicollis MX1
Lineage: Eukaryota; Choanoflagellata; Craspedida; Salpingoecidae
Exons: 8
Coding region: 1-1746 (581 amino acids)
Biological process (GO): protein desumoylation
Cellular component (GO): nucleus
Molecular function (GO): deSUMOylase activity
Source: RefSeq, a predicted model, not a curated record
AUGGCGAGCAGUCUACAAGUGUCCUCUGCAAAAGCAGACAAAGAGACGCUCGCCGCCAUUCAUCCCAACCAACACCCAGACAGUGCCUUGGACCACGAGUCAACCAAGUCUACUCCACUGCUCCUGACCGAGACAUCUGAGCACCACUUGAGUGCCUUUCCCACCGCCGAUGAUAGCUGGGCCGAUGCCGACCCCUUGCUACGUGAUGCCUUGGAUAUUUACGGCUACGAGAUUCUGCCAACGACUGGCUCGACACGCUUGCCCCCAAAGAACAGCCAGCAUGGACCAUCGCCCAUCAACGCUGCUGAAGAAGAAGAAGACGUGCUUGUGAUUUUAGAUAGCGAUACAGACCAAGAAGAAACUCACGAACCGGCAACGGGGUCAGAGGCUACGAGCGACGAUGGACAUCAGGAAGCUGAGGAUGAUCAGAGUGACCAGACCGUAGAAGAGGAAGAGGAAGAUGACGAAGACCAUGCCGAGAGUGGCGAAGAUGGAGAGGAAUUUCACAGCGACAACACUGAUGACGAAGCAGACGAAGACAGGGAGGACGAGUCGGACUAUGAUACUGAUGACGAUCAGGAGGCGGUCAUUGAUGAUGCGAGCGACGAUGUGAUUGAGAUUAUUGACGACGACGAUGACGAGGCUAUCACAGCAGAAACAAAGGCAGAGGCCGAAUAUAGUAGCCAGAACAAGAUGAGCCCUGGUGACAAACAAGCGGCAACGGUGCAGGCGUCCCCUGAUGGCACCUCCAGCAAAAUCAUUUUGAUUAAUGAUAGUGCCAGUGAUGGCUCUGCGGACAAGGGCUUUGAUCCGGAUUCGGUUGAUUUGGACGGCGAAUAUGACCUGUUUGAUCCGCGAUACUCAAUACGGUUGAAAAAGCUGAUUGAACGCAACCGUCAAGAGCGCGAGGCCAACGAACGUGCACUCAACGCACAAGCCAGCUACAUGGACCAGGAUCUGGCUCGAGACGAGACGCGUUUCCAGGCCUUGUCACUUGCAUCGGUGCAAGCAUUGCCAUCGCUCCCACCUGAAGCUGAUCAGCUGCGCGCCGAUGCACUCUGCCUUCACGGUUUGACGUGGCUCAAUGAUGUGUGCAUCAAUGGCAUGUACAGCCUGAUCCACCGCCGAUCUCAGGAAUCAGAGUCUCUUCCCAAUGUCUGGGUCUUUUCGUCGUUCUUCUACACGACGAUGGCUGACCCACAUAAGGGGUAUGCUUCAGUACGGCGAUGGACCCGCAAGGCCUCCGUGCGGCCUGGCGCGGCUCCAGAUGUAUUUGCCUUUGACAAGAUCCUUGUGCCCAUUCACGUCUCUGGAAAUCACUGGUGCUGUGGAUGCAUUGACUUUCAGAAGAAGCGCAUUGAGUACUACGAUUCUUUCCAUUCUGGAGCGGGCCUGUUUCAUGAGCGCAUGCGGAGUUGGAUGCAGCAGGAAUCGCGAAACAAGCGUGGAUGUGACUUUGAUUUUGCUGGCUGGACCAACUUUGUCGCCCGCGAUUGCCCAUCUCAGGUGCGACAUACGCCACCUCAUGACACGCAUUCAGCCCCUCCACCCUCUUUGGCCCUGCUCACAAAGGCCCUGGCUGAUGGGAAACAGGAAAAUACUUCUGAUUGCGGCAUGUUUGCCAUCCAAUUUGCUGAGCACCUCAGCCGCAAUGCCCCCUUUUCUUUUUCCCAGAGUGAUAUGCCCUACUUUCGGCGCCGCGUCUGUUAUGAGCUCUCCAUGGGGCGCCUUCUGAACCAGAAAUAA